UCUGUCCAGGCUGUAUGACAAACCCGCCCUCCCACUCUCACUAUGGCUACAGCUUCCGCCCCAUCCUGUUCAUUUCUGUGAAUGACGUACCUAAGAGCUAAUCAGACGGCGGUGUUAUCUUGUGUGCAGCGGCCAUUUUCUCUGUAGUCCCUAUACUCAUAACAUCUUGAAGUGACGCAGCAUAGGGGGCGGAGUUAGGGAGUCCUCAGUCGCCAUUUUGGAGAUCCUCAUUAAUGCACGAGGGGAGAGGGGACUGUACAGUGAGAGGAGAUGCGGAAGUGGCUGCACCACAUCAAAGCCCCAGCAGCAUCACAGUCCCAUUUGCAGCUCACCAGUGCGUCUGGGUAACAACAUAUAGCACUGGUAACACAGAAAACAACCAGGCAGUAGAAGUUCCAGCUUGAGGUGAUAAUACACAGUCAUACAGCAAUAUAUGAUGAGUGCUCAGGGUGUUCUGAGCGGCGUGUAGCCAAGUGAAUGGCGUGGGCACUGCCCCAACAUCACCCUAUUCCUCUACUCCGGCACUCCAGACACAGGCAACAGAUCACCACUAUAAUAAGCGGUGCCGGACAGCGGAAAGGAUUAGAACCAGUAACUCAGACGCACACAGAGGCCGGUGACAGAAGGCGAUGAUGGAGAAUGGCCGGGACCCCACGUCACUGGAAUUACAGGAAGAUCUAUCUGUUCAUAAUAAAGAAUAUAUCCCUUGUGAAAAAGAAAAUCUUCUACAUCCUGACAUUAAGGAGGAACCAGUCUCAUGUGAUGGAGAACUCAAACACACUGAUAUGUAUACGCCCAAAGGUCACACACAGUAUACAUCUACUCAUAUUAAGGAGGAACCAGUCUCAUGUGAUGGAGGAGACCUCACACACACUGACAUGUAUACACCCACAGGUCAUACACGGUAUACAUCGACUCAUAUUAAGGAGGAAUUAAUCUCAUGUAAUGGAGGAAAUCUCACACACACUGACAUGAUGUAUAAAUCCAUAGAUCAUACACAGUAUACAUCUACUCAUGCUGAGGAGAAAGUAUGGUCUUCCAAAAGUGAAACAUGUAUUAAGAACAGGUCCAGUCAUCUUCGACACCAGAGGAAAAAAAGUCGACAUACCAAUAGAGACAAAUCUUGGCCCUGCCCUGAAUGUGGAAAAAGUCUUUCUAGUAAGGCAUUGCUUAAUAAGCAUCAGAGAACUCACACAAGCGAGAAGCCAUUUCCAUGCUUGGAGUGUGACAAAUGUUUCACAUUAAAAACAAAUCUUGUUAGACAUCAGAGAACUCACACAGGUGAGAAGCCAUUUCCAUGUUCUGAGUGUGGGAAAUGUUUUGCACAGAAAUCAGAUGUUGUUGCACAUCAGAGAAGUCACACAGGUGAGAGGCCAUUUCCAUGCUCGGAGUGUGACAAAUGUUUCACAUUAAAAGCAAAUCUUGUUAUACAUCAGAGAACUCACACAGGUGAGAAGCCAUUUCCAUGUUCUGACUGUGGGAAAUGUUUUGCACAGAAAUCAUAUGUUGUUGCACAUCAGAGAAGUCACACAGGUGAGAAGCCAUUUCCAUGUUCUGAGUGUGGGAAGCGUUUUAGAGAUAAAGCAAAUCUUGCUGUGCAUCAGCUAAGUCACACGGGCGAGAGGCCGUUUCCAUGUUCUGAGUGUGGUAAACGUUUUAUAUGUAAAUCAAAACUUACUGUGCAUCAGAUAACUCACACGGAUGAAAGUCCAUUUCCAUGUUCUGAGUGUGGUAAACGUUUUAUAUGUAAAUCAAAUCUUGCAGUACAUCAGAGAAGUCACACAGGUGAGAGGCCAUUUCCAUGCUCGGAGUGUGACAAAUGUUUCACAUUAAAAGGAAAUCUUGUUAGACAUCAGAGAACUCACACAGGUGAGAAGCCAUUUCCAUGUUCUGAGUGUGGGAAAUGUUUUGCACAGAAAUCAGAUCUUGUUGCACAUCAGAGAAGUCACACAGGUGAGAGGCCAUUUCCGUGUUCUGAGUGUGGGAAGCGUUUUAGAGAUAAAGCAAAUCUUGCUUUGCAUCAGCUAAGUCACACGGGUGAGAGGCCGUUUCCAUGUUCUGAGUGUGGUAAACGUUUUAUAUGUAAAUCAAAACUUACUGUGCAUCAGAUGAGUCACACGGAUGAGAGGCCAUUUCCAUGUUCUGAGUGUGGUAAACGUUUUAUAUGUAAAUCAAAUCUUGCAGUGCAUCAGAUAAGUCACACAGGUGAGAUGCCAUUUAGAUGCUCUGAGUGUGAAAAAUGUUUUGCAAGGAAAUCGGAUCUUGUUCUGCAUGAGAGAUGUCACACAGGUGAGAAACCAUUUCCAUGUUUUGAGUGUGGGAAGCGGUUUAGAUGUAAAUCACAUCUUGCUCGACAUAAGAGAGGUCACACAGGUGAGAGGCCGUUCCCAUGUUCUGAGUGUGGGAAGUAUUUUGCAGAGAAAACACUUCUUGCUCUUCAUCAAAGAAGUCAUACAGGUGAGAAACCAUUUCCAUGUUCUGAGUGUGGGAAGCGGUUUACAUGUAAAUCACAUCUUGUUAGACAUCAGAGAGGUCACACAGGUGAGAGGCCAUUUAGAUGCUCUGAAUGUGGGAAAUGUUUCUCACAGAAAUCACAGCUCCGUACACAUCAGAGUAGUCACACAGAAAAGAAACUGUUUCCAUGUUCUGAGUGUGGGAAAUGUUUUUACACUACCUCAAGUCUGAAAAGUCAUGUGAAGAUUCAUAUAGGAGAGAAAUUAUUUUCCUGCUCCGAGUGUGGGAAAUGUUUUAUGCGCAAAUCUGAUCUUGUUAGACAUGAGAGAAGUCACACAGGAGAGAAGCCAUUUCCUUGUUCUGAGUGUGGGAAAUGUUUUAACCGUAGCACACGUCUGAAAACACAUCAGAAGAUACACACAGGUGAGAGGCCAUUUUCCUGCUCUGAGUGUGUGAAAUGUUUUAGGCACAAAUCCAAUCUUGUUAUACAUGAGAGAACUCACACAGGUGAGAAACCAUUUGCAUGUUCUGCGUGUGGGAAAUGUUUUAUACAAAAAGCAAGUCUUGUUAAACAUCAGAGAAGUCACACAGGUGAGAGGCCAUUUCCAUGUUCUGAGUGUGGGAAAUGUUUUAUACAAAAAGCAAGUCUUGUUAGACAUGAGAGAAGUCACACAGGUGAGAGGCCAUUUCCAUGUUCUGAGUGUGGAAAAUGUUUUAACCGUAGCUCAAAUCUGAAAACACAUCAGAAGAUCCAUACAGAGCGAAAACCAUGAUCUAGCUCUAAAAGUGGAAAAAAUGUCAGUCCUAAGUCAAAUCAGAAAGUACAUAAACAAGUCACGCAGGAGAAAAACUAUAAUAUUGUUCUGAAUGUUGUAAAUGGUUUUCCUUUAUCGCAGUUUGAAAAUCUGUACAGGAGAGAAGUCAAUAUCCUUAUUGUGUAUGUGGAAAAUCUCCACAACCUACAGACUGACAUUGGUUGGAAAAAGCAUCAGAGAUUUCACACAGCUGAUCUAAUCUGCAGCCAUGAGAGCCCGGUACAGUUACCAGUAUGGCUCCAUUAUGUGUAGUUUUAUCCUCAUGUAAAUAAUAAUAAAAUAUACAGUGUGCGAAUAAACA
This is a messenger RNA of Pseudophryne corroboree (corroboree frog), 3570 nucleotides long. Its product is annotated as oocyte zinc finger protein XlCOF6-like. NCBI's taxonomy places the organism in Eukaryota, Metazoa, Chordata, Amphibia, Anura, Myobatrachidae. The transcript has 5 exons. Bases 630 to 3227 code for a protein of 865 amino acids. Gene Ontology annotation, biological process: regulation of transcription by RNA polymerase II. Gene Ontology annotation, molecular function: DNA-binding transcription factor activity, RNA polymerase II-specific; RNA polymerase II cis-regulatory region sequence-specific DNA binding. The record is from RefSeq and is a predicted model, not a curated record.